Messenger RNA from Didymodactylos carnosus, 1305 nucleotides. Lineage: Eukaryota; Metazoa; Rotifera; Eurotatoria; Philodinida; Philodinidae. The record is from the annotation of a GenBank genome assembly.
AUGUUGAAAGCUGUUAUUUUAAUCGGUGGUCCGCAGAAAGGUACACGCUUUCGUCCAUUAUCAUUGGAAAUGCCAAAACAUCUCUUCCCUGUGGCUGGUUAUCCAAUUAUUCAUCAUUUGAUUGAAUCAUGUAUAAAAGUUAGUGAACUUCGAGAAAUUUUAUUAAUUGGAUCUUAUCAACCGAAUGAAGCAUUAUCACGUUUUAUAGCGAAUGCUCAACAAUCAUUCAAUAUUUCGAUACGAUAUUUGCAAGAAUACACGUCUCUGGGAACAGCCGGAGGUAUAUACCAUUUUCGCGAUUUAAUAAAAUCAAAUUUAUCAGAAUCGUUUUUUGUAAUUAAUGGUGAUAUAUGUGGCGACUUGCCAUUAACGCAAAUGCUCGAGUUUCAUAGACAGCAUGUAGGAGGAAAAGGUUUCACCAUUUUAGGAACAGAGGCAACAGAAAAACAGUCAUGCAAUUAUGGAUGUAUAGCUUGGGAUAAAAAAACGAAUGAAGUUAAACAUUAUGUUGAAAAACCGGAAACGUUUGUUUCUACAACAAUUAGUUGUGGUGUUUUUCUAUUCUCAAAAGGCAUUUUUCAAAUAUUAUCAGAUACAUACAAGAAAAAUCAACAAAUUUAUAAAGAUGAAUGCUCAUCAGAACCCUCAUUUCUUAUAAAUGAUGUUACUCGCUACGAAACUCGUGAAUGUAUCCGUUUAGAAAAAGAUGUUAUUGCAAAGUUGGCUGGUACUGGACAAUUGUUUAUUUAUCCAAUGAGUGAUAAAUUUUGGAGUUCAAUUAAAUCGGCUGGUUCUGUUAUCUAUGCAAAUCGUCAUUAUUUGGAAAUGUAUCGCAUGUAUUAUCCUGAACGAUUAGCAAUAAAUUCUGAUGUUAAAAAUACACCAACCAUAAUCGGAGAUGUGUUUAUUCAUCCAACAGCAUGUGUCGCACCAUCAGCUGUACUUGGUCCAAACGUUUCAAUAGGUCACGAUGUCUCUGUUGGAACAGGAGUGCGUAUUCGCGAAUCAAUUAUACUUGGAAAUUGUGUAUUACAGGAUCAUUGUUGUGUGCUAUACAGCAUUAUCGGCUGGAAUUCUACAAUUGGACCUUGGACAAGAGUGGAAGGCACACCAUCUGACCCUGAUCCGAACAAGCAAUUUUCAAAAAUCGAGCAAGAUUCAUUAUUCCAUGAUGGGAAACUGCAUCCUUCCAUAACUGUUAUAGGUAAUAACGUCAGUGUACCUGGUGAAGUCAUUUUAUUGAAUGCAAUUGUAUUACCACAUAAAGAAUUAGGAUCUAGUUCAAAAAAUCAGAUUAUUUUAUAA